AUGUCGAAUACUGGCGAUGCCAAAUUAUUCGCCCGCGGCAAAGUCGCUGAGCUGCGGGCUGAACUACAGAACAAUGGCAAGAAGGACAAGAACCACCUGGCCAAGAAGACUGCUCUCAAGAAGAUCGUGGCCAACAUGACCAUGAGUAACAACGACAUGGUGGCACUCUUUCCAGAUAUUAUCGGCUGUAUGCAAAUUCCGUCGCUGGAAAUCAAAAAGAUGUGCUUUCUUUACCUUCAGAAUUACGCUCGAAUCAAGCCAGAGAUUGCUCUACAGGCACUACCGGUGCUGCAAGAGGAUCUCGACGAUUCAAAUCCCUUGACCAGAGCUUUGGCACUUCGCACCAUAUCAUAUAUUCAUGUUCGAGAAUUCGUUGAGGGCACUGUUGGGCCGCUCAAGCAAUUGAUGGCUGAUAGUGAUCCUUACGUGCGAAAAACUGCGGCUAUCACCGUGGCAAAGCUCUAUGACCAUGACAAAAAAUUAGUCGAAGGUUCGGACCUGAUUGACAGGCUCAAUCGCAUGCUCAAGGACGAGAAUCCUACAGUCGUGGCCACGGCUUUGUCUGCUUUGCAGGAUAUCUGGGAGCGAAGCGAGAACAUCAAGUUGACCAUCGAUUAUUCUAGCGCUUCGAAAUCUGUGUCCAUAUUGUCGGACUGCAACGAAUGGUCACAAGCGUACAUCAUGGAAGCGCUUAUGUCUUACGUUCCUCAAGCAUCCGACGAAGCUGCACUGCUCGCCGAUCGAAUUACACCCAGAUUAUCACAUUCCAAUUCUGCAGUUGUUCUUACUACUGUUCGAGUCAUCUUCUACCUCAUGAACUACAUCUCAGACGCGAAGCAGAUCGAUUCGUUAUGUAAGAAGCUGUCACCACCACUCAUCACUCUCCUAUCCAAGCCCUCAGAAAUACAGUAUUUGACGUUACGAAAUUGUAUCCUUAUCCUACAGCAGCGCCCAGAAGUGUUGCAGAACGAUAUUCGAGUUUUCUUUUGCAAAUACAACGAUCCAAUCUAUGUCAAAGUCACUAAGCUCGAACUCAUAUUCAUGCUGGCCACUAAGGACAACAUCUCAGUCGUGCUCAAUGAGCUGCAAGAGUAUGCUACAGAAAUCGACGUCCAGUUUGUGCGGAAGGCUGUACGAGCCAUCGGAAAGCUUGCCAUCAAGAUCGAGCCUGCUGCCAGGCAAUGUAUCGACACUUUAUUGAGCUUGGUUAACGCUAAAAUCCCGUAUAUCGUGCAGGAAGCAACAGUGGUCAUUAAAAACAUCUUCCGCAAAUAUCCGAAUCAAUAUGAAGCAAUCAUAUCCACGGUCAUCCGUCAAAUUGAUGACCUUGACGAACCAGAAGCGAAGUCAGCCAUUAUUUGGAUCAUAGGUCAAUAUGCAGACCGAAUAGAAAAUGCUGAUUCACUCCUACAAGACUAUCUUGCCACGUUUCACGAAGAACCUGUCGAGGUGCAGCUUGCCCUCCUGACAGCGACUGUCAAGUUGUUCAUACAACGGCCAACCAAGGGCUCAUCUCUUGUGCCGCAGGUUCUGAAGUGGUGUACCGAAGGCGCAGAUGAUCCAGACCUUCGUGAUAGAGGUUUCAUGUACUGGCGUCUCUUAUCAACAGAUCCAGCAACAGCCAAGACGAUAGUGAUGGGAGAGAAGCCACCAAUUACUGCUGAGAACGAGAAACUCGAUCCAGCGACGUUAGAAGAGCUAUGCCUCAACAUUGGUACACUGGCAACUAUUUACCUUAAGCCAGUACAGCAAGUCUUCCGCUCAGCCCGACCACGAAAACUAGCGCAAUCGCCAGCACUGCAACGACGGAAAGAAGAGUUCGUCUCCGCAGUGAACACGACCGAUCUAAGUAGUCCAAGCUUGGCCAAUGGGCACACGAACGGGCAUCAGGCCGCGAUCAAUGCCGCCGAUGAGUAUUUCAAAAACUUGACAUUGAGCGAUAAUUCAGCCGACAACUUUUCGAGUCCGACCACAGGUGGCAUGCCAGAUACCGGAUACGUAGUGAACCAGAACGCUCCAGAGCAGGUAUAUCGACCUGUGGUCGGUUCAGCAAAUGGAGAUUUGUUGUUGUGA
Messenger RNA from Lithohypha guttulata, 2073 nucleotides. RefSeq lists its product as uncharacterized. Lineage: Eukaryota; Fungi; Ascomycota; Eurotiomycetes; Chaetothyriales; Trichomeriaceae. Gene Ontology annotation, cellular component: membrane coat. Bases 1 to 2073 code for a protein of 690 amino acids. The record is from RefSeq and is a predicted model, not a curated record. Gene Ontology annotation, molecular function: clathrin binding. The transcript is spliced from 4 exons. Gene Ontology annotation, biological process: intracellular protein transport; vesicle-mediated transport.